Tigriopus californicus is the source of this 1778-nucleotide messenger RNA. Its product is annotated as cytochrome P450 6B2-like. Gene Ontology annotation, molecular function: heme binding; oxidoreductase activity, acting on paired donors, with incorporation or reduction of molecular oxygen; iron ion binding. NCBI's taxonomy places the organism in Eukaryota, Metazoa, Arthropoda, Copepoda, Harpacticoida, Harpacticidae. The transcript has a single exon. Bases 84 to 1703 code for a protein of 539 amino acids. The record is from RefSeq and is a predicted model, not a curated record.
GCGCUCAAGAUCUAUGACUCGUAUAAGGCACAGUAGUCGUAUGCCAAACAGUGAGUCUACAGUGAGUGAAUUGUGGAGCAGCAAUGAUUGUUGAGAUUUUAGCGCUUCUCCUGACUUUGUUUGGGAUCGCUUACGGGAUCUUCAAGUAUAGAAUCACUUUCUGGGCUCGUCGAGGAGUUCAAAGUGAGACUCAGGCAACCUUUCCCUUUGGCAACGAUCCCGCGUUCCAUCCUGAUGUCAUCCUCACCAAAAGGAACGCCGCCUAUGUCAUGGAUGAUCUCUACCAGAAGCACAAGGAUAAACCUUUCGUUGGGAUUUACGGACCUUUGGGUCAGCCAACAAUUUUCAUCAAUGAUCUAGAGUUGAUCAAGAAUAUCCUCAUUAAGGAUUUUGAAGUCUUUGUGGAUCGGAUCGGCCAAUUCAAUUUUUUCGGUGGAGAUUCAGAAGUGUUUACCGAUCGUCUUUGGCGCCAACAACUCCUCACUUUAAAGGGUGAAUUAUGGAAGGAUGUCCGAUCAGUGUUCUCACCCGUUUUCACAUCCGGGAAAAUGAAGCUCAUGAUGCACUUCAUGAAAGCAAUUAGCUUGAACUUGCAAGAGGAAAUGAGGCAAUGUGCUGAGCAUUUUAAUCCCAUUGAUCUCAAAGGUGUUUUUGGCAAAUACAGCAUGGAUACUAUUGCUACUUGUGGCUUUGGAGUUGAUGCGGGAUCAUUUGGGUCAAAUAAAGAGACCAUAUUUGUCAAACACGCACGAACUAUAUUUGAUCGAAGUCAUUGGGAUAAUCUCAUGCUCGUGUGCUCAAUCAUACCCGGAUUGAAUGCAUUUUGCAAAAUGUUAAAACUUCCAUUCUUCAAACCCGUUGAGACCAAGUUCUUUUACGAUAUCAUCAUACAAACCAUUCAAAAUCGGGUCAAGACGAAGGAGAGGAAAAACGAUUUGGUCGACCUUAUGAUCGACGCCAUUCAUUUUGAAAAGACUUUGAAAGAAAUAGGCGAAAUUGAGGCUUACGACAAUGUCAUUCAAAGCUCCAGCUUUGCCCACAAGAUCAAAAAAACCGACUUUGAUGAAACUUUGGUGGUUUCCAACGCUUUACUUAUUCUCGUGGCAGGUUAUGACACAACAGCCAUGACAAUGACCUACUGUGCCUAUGAGUUGGCCAAGAGUCAGGUUACUCAAGAUAAACUAAUUCAAGAGAUCGAUGAAGUUAUGUCUAAAUUGGCUGAAGAUCAAGACUUCCCUGAUUACAACACGAUCCAAACUAUGCCCUACCUGGACUCGGUUCUCCACGAGACUUUGCGCCUUCAUUGCCCAAUCCCACUAAUCCUCCGGAACACCGCCCAAGACUACAAGAUUCCUGGACACUACGCAGUGAUCCCCAAGGGAACUGACGUGUCGAUGUUGGCCUACAGCAUAAUGAGGGACGAAAAGUACUAUGACAAUCCUAAUGUAUUCAAUCCGGAUAACUUCUCAAAGACAUCAAAGGAGAAAAGGAAUCCAUUUGCCUAUUUGCCUUUUGGUCACGGCCCGAGGGCUUGUAUUGGAAUGAGAUUUGCUCUUCUAGAGGCCAAGGUUGGCCUUGUGUCUGUUCUUAAUAAGUAUCGCAUUAAAGCUUGCAAAGACACGCCUCAACAUCCGAUGAGAAGCAACUCAUCAUUCUUAGGAAACCCUAGGGAUAAACUUUGGGUUGCUGUUGAAGCACGGUAAUACAAUGAAUUGUCAUUUGCCAACAAACUUUUACCAAUGAAUUGAGCUUUGAAUAAAAAUCUUUGAUAAAGUGUC